This is a messenger RNA of Neogale vison (American mink), 1261 nucleotides long. Its product is annotated as BRISC and BRCA1-A complex member 2-like. Gene Ontology annotation, biological process: double-strand break repair. NCBI's taxonomy places the organism in Eukaryota, Metazoa, Chordata, Mammalia, Carnivora, Mustelidae. Gene Ontology annotation, cellular component: BRCA1-A complex; BRISC complex. The record is from RefSeq and is a predicted model, not a curated record.
UAGUUGCCGGUUACCGAUUGGACUAAGUUCCAGUGUGAUUUGCAAAUCAAGCCAAAAUGUCCCCAGAAGUAGCCUUGAACCGAAUUUCUCCAAUGCUGUCCCCAUUCAUAUCUAGUGUGGUCUGCAAUGGAAAAGUGGGACUGGAUGCUACGAACUGUUUGAGGAUAACUGACUUGAAGUCUGGCUGCACAUCAUUGACUCCUGGACCCAACUGUGACCGAUUUAAACUGCACAUACCGUAUGCUGGAGAGACAUUAAAAUGGGAUAUCAUUUUCAAUGCCCAAUACCCAGAGCUGCCCCCCCAUUUCAUCUUUGGAGAAGAUGCUGAAUUCCUGCCAGAUCCCUCGGCCCUGCAUAACCUCGCCUCCUGGAAUCCUUCAAAUCCUGAAUGUCUGUUGCUUGUGGUGAAGGAACUCGUGCAGCAAUAUCACCAAUUCCAAUGCAGCCGCCUCCGGGAGAGCUCCCGCCUCAUGUUUGAGUACCAGACGUUACUGGAAGAGCCACAGUAUGGAGAGAACAUGGAGAUUUAUGCUGGGAAGAAAAACAACUGGACUGGUGAAUUUUCAGCUCGUUUCCUUUUGAAGUUGCCAGUGGAUUUCAACAAUAUUCCCACAUACCUUCUCAAGGAUGUAAAUGAAGACCCUGGAGAAGACGUGGCCCUCCUUUCUGUCAGUUUCGAGGACACCGAAGCCACUCAGGUGUAUCCCAAGCUAUACUUGUCACCCCGAAUUGAACAAGCACUUGGAGGCUCCUCAGCUCUUCAUAUCCCAGCUUUUCCAGGAGGAGGAUGUCUCACUGAUUAUGUGCCUCAAGUAUGCCACCUACUCACCAACAAGGUGCAGUAUGUGAUUCAAGGGUACCACAAAGGAAGGGAGUACAUCGCUGCUUUCCUCAGUCACUUCGGCACAGGCGUCGUGGAAUAUGAUGCAGAAGGCUUUACAAAACUCACUCUGCUGCUGAUGUGGAAAGAUUUCGGUUUUCUUGUACACAUCGACCUGCCCCUGUUUUUCCCUCGAGACCAGCCAACGCUCGCAUUCCAGUCUGUCUAUCACUUCACCAACAGUGUGCUUUAUUCCCAGGCCCAGAAGAAUUAUCCGUAUAGCCCCAGAUGGGAUGGAAAUGAGAUGGCCAAAAGGGCAAAGGCUUAUUUCAAAACCUUUGUCCCUCAGUUCCAGGAGGCAGCGUUUGCCAAUGGAAAGCUCUAGGAAACACCAGCGUUGAGAGGUGGCCAGCAAGACUGCUCUGUCCACAUGCGUGUCAG